ACUUCCGGAGGUCACCGGUGUCUGUCAGUACUUCUUGCGCAGAAUCUCUCUCUCACACUCCUCUUGCCUUCUGCAAGCCACAGACCUUCGGUGCCAAGUUUUCCACGGCCUUUCAACCCUCAGUUAGUUACCACCAUGUCCUCUGGAAACGCUCAGAUUGGCAAACCUGCCCCUGUAUUCAAAGCCACAGCUGUUGUUGAUGGGCAGUUCAAGGAAAUUAGCCUGUCAGAUUACAAAGGGAAGUAUGUGGUCUUCUUCUUCUACCCCUUGGACUUUACCUUUGUUUGCCCCACUGAGAUCAUUGCCUUCAGCGAUAGGGCAGAGGAGUUCCGCAAGAUUAACUGUGAGGUCAUCGGGUGCUCCAUUGAUUCCCACUUCACCCAUUUGGCAUGGAUCAACACGCCAAGGAAACAAGGAGGGCUGGGUAAUAUGAAAAUCCCCCUCGUAGCAGACCUCACAAAGUCCAUCUCCAGAGAUUACGGAGUGUUGAAGGAGGAUGAAGGCAUUGCGUACAGGGGUUUGUUUGUGAUCGAUGGUAAUGGAGUCUUGAGGCAGAUCACCAUCAACGACCUGCCUGUGGGUCGUUCUGUGGACGAGACCCUGCGUCUGGUGCAAGCCUUCCAGCACACUGACAAACAUGGAGAGGUUUGUCCUGCUGGCUGGAAGCCAGGGAGCGACACAAUUGUCCCCGACGUGGAGAAGAGCAAAGCUUUCUUCUCAAAGCAGUAAAUCCAGAUGUCUACUGCCCAGCUGUACUCAUAAGCCCAGCACUUGUUUUUGGAUUAAAGGUGUCCCUGUAAAGCACUAUAGCGUCCAGAUCUAACCCAUUAGAACAAAGUAUUCAAUUGUUAACGAAUCCUCUGCAAGUUUUAUGCUUGUAUGUUCAGUCUGCAGUUGAUGGGAUAACCUCAUAGUCUCACGCACUGAAAGUUUUGUUUCCCCUUUUUUCAGAAAAGUAUUUCUUGCUGUUAUUGAUUUGUUAACAUCAUUAUUAAAGCAUUGGGAUAAAAAA
Molecule: messenger RNA, 1012 nt
Organism: Cyprinodon variegatus (sheepshead minnow)
Lineage: Eukaryota; Metazoa; Chordata; Actinopteri; Cyprinodontiformes; Cyprinodontidae
Gene: prdx2
Product: peroxiredoxin 2
Exons: 6
Coding region: 136-729 (197 amino acids)
Biological process (GO): cellular response to stress; cell redox homeostasis; removal of superoxide radicals
Cellular component (GO): cytosol
Molecular function (GO): thioredoxin peroxidase activity
Source: RefSeq, a predicted model, not a curated record